AAGUGUAAUUUUAUUUUUAUUUUUGAUACAUAGCGUUAUGUUCCUAAGUGCAAUGUUCUGGAAUUGUUAGACUUUGUUGAUGUUACAAAUUCUUGAAGUAUCCCAUAGUUGAAGACCAUUGUGGCAAGUAUUGAUUUAGAUUUAGGUACGACGCACAUAUUAAAAGUACUAAAGUACCUACCUAUAUAUCAUUGUAUAUAAUAUAGAAGUUCCACAGGUAUAUAUAAAUAUAUAUAUAUUGGUUCACUCUCCACUGCACCGUAGUUAUGGAACAGUGGAAAGGCAAAGUAGCGAUAGUAACUGGUGCCAGUGCAGGAAUCGGCGAGGCAAUUGUUGUCAAGUUGGUGAAAUACGGGGUUCAUGUUGUAGCGCUCGCUAGAAGAGAAGUUAAACUUAAGGAAUUAGCAGAAUCACUAAAUGGAAAAGAAAUUAAUUAUGGUACUGUACAUACAAAAGUUUGCGACGUGACAAAUGAACAAGCCGUGAAAAAUGUAUUUUCUUGGGUCGAUUCUACAUUAGGAGGUGUUAGUAUUUUAAUCAAUAAUGCUGGAACCGCAAAAAUAUCAAGUCUUCUAAACGGAAGAUUGGAAGAUUGGCAAGAGAUGAUGAAUCUAAAUGUGUUGGCAUUAAAUGUGUGCUCAAGGGAAGCUUAUCAAUCAAUGACAAGAAAUAAAAUCGAUGGUCAUAUUAUUCAAGUUAACAGUACGACUGGUCAUAAUAUAACACCAUACUUUUCAAUGAAAAUGUAUAAUGCAACAAAACACGCGGUUAGCGUCUUAUGCGAGGGCCUUCGUCACGAACUGCAGUUAGUAGGCUCAAAAAUCAAAGUGUCGAGCUUAAGUCCGGGAGCGGUUUCAACAGAACUUUUAUUGCAUAUUCGUGAACGUAGUAAAGAACCAAAUUCAACAGCUCAAGUAAAUAACAUAAACAUACUUCAAACCGAAGAUGUUGCUAACGCAGUUAUCGCCACUUUAGCCACUUCACCAACUGUACUAAUAGCUGAAAUGACAAUCUUGAGUAAAGGAUCAACAAUACAACCACAUUUUCAACCAUCGUCUACAGUUGUGGACAAUUUAUUAAAUUCAUAAAACCAUGUAUUUUCUAUUAUACGCGCAACUAAAUUUUGGUUUUUCGUAUU
Messenger RNA from Diuraphis noxia (Russian wheat aphid), 1138 nucleotides. Its product is annotated as farnesol dehydrogenase-like. NCBI's taxonomy places the organism in Eukaryota, Metazoa, Arthropoda, Insecta, Hemiptera, Aphididae. The record is from RefSeq and is a predicted model, not a curated record.